AGCAAAUGUGAUGAAGGUGGUUGAAAUUAUCAGAUUUCAUUGGCAGUUACCAAAAUUUCCGUCAAUCUGUUAAACCGAUGCGGUUCUUCUGACUGACAAUAUUGCAAGUUUCCACUGAACGCAGCAAAGUGUUGUUUAUUUGGCAAAACACAGUGUGCUUAUCUCACGUCAACAGGUCGAUGUAAAAUGAAAUUCCGAUUAAUUUGUUGGAAUGAAAAAGAUGUUCAUGAGAAAGCUGAAAGUUUGAGUCAGUCCCUGACAAAUCGAUCACUUCAGCUAGCCUUUUCUGGGAUAUUGGCCAUACAGGGUGUCCAAGAUGUCAGUGAGGCAUGUGCUUUUUUGGGAAGUGAAUUUGAAGGGACUACAAUAUUCAUUUUGGACACAAAUUUUGUUUCCCUUAUGGAAAACAGGAAAGCUUUCAAGUUCUUUCAAAGAAUAAGAGAAUGUAUGUCUCCACGUCAUAAGGGCCACAUCUUGUUUAUCAACCAUGAUGUCUCUCCAGAGGCACUGGAAGAAUUUAAGAAGGAUUUUGAACUACCAGAAUACUUUCAGCAGUUACUUGUUCACUGUGCUGGCCAUGGAGUGGAGGAAAUGGGCAACCUUGUCUAUAGAAGACUGAUGUCAUUUGUGGGUCCUACAGAGUCGGAAGCAGAUGAACAUAUGAGAUUGACACAAGGUAUAAUUGGAAAUCCCAUGGGCUCAGCCCUGGGAACUAACAGCUGGGAAAGGAUGAGUGUGACUUCAUUACAGGGUGAUCAGACUUUUCCCAGUUUACCGUCACACUACCUGAGACAGAACUCAACAACUGACUUUCCAUUUAGUGGUGUUGACAUUUCAGACUGUCGCAUACCAAUGGAACACCACUGUUCCAUGUCAUCUAGUGAAUCAAUGGACGGGAUCAGGCAGCCUCCAGUUGGAAACUCAGCCCCAGGAUCUCUUUCAAAGGGGCUGUCAAAGUCACUACCAGUGUCAAGCUCACCAAAACCCCAAAAGGACCCUAUGCAAUUCAGGUCUGAACCUGCACCGGAUAGAUAUAAUGGUCAUGUGACAAGAAAUAACCCUAGUCAUAUGUCUGGAUAUAACCCUGGUCAUGUGACAAGAAAUAACCCUAGUCAUAUGUCUGGAUAUAACCUUGGUCAUCUGGCAGAAUAUAACAGUGGAUAUAUUCCAGGACAGGCAACAGACAGGGGUUUUCCACAGAGAGUGCCUGAACAAAAUCUGGAAGAUGUUUUUCCCUCUGACGAGAUGUUUUUAUCCUCUUAUCAUCAUCAACAAGAACAGCAGCAGUCUUUAGGAAGAAAGAUGCAGCUUACUGUCGGUUCAAAUGACAGCGGCGUUGGUAGGGAGUUGUUUGGUAUACAGUUCAUCAGUCACAAUGAACUUGGUGCACAGGACAGUAAUAGAAGCAUAGCGUCCUCAUAUAUCCUUGGAGACAUGGAACAUCUAAUGGACAACCUAGAUGAGAAUGCCUUGCCAUUAGGAUCCCUAGUUAAUUCAAGGAACGAUGGUCAGACUGUGACAUCGGGGUUCUGUGUGGACUGUAAGAAAAUUAAAGAGUCUUCAGCUUUAAGAAAUCCUCAAAGUGCUUCAGGAAAUAAUGACUUCUACAUGGAUGAGUCUGUAGCUCAAUUUUCAACAUAUGGUCCGUCUGCUCUAAGAGGAAUCUGCACAGAAUGUGUACAGAAAAAGCAAAGAAGAAAAUCAGACAGUAUACCAUCUAUGGGAUCAAGUACAGUCAAUGCUAUGAUACUGAGUGAUGCUAGUGGAAAGCUAGAAAAUAUACACAGAGAGCAGCAGCAAAUGACAUUCCAGGGUCAGAGGUCACGGCAGCAUCAAGGGGCAUUCCAAAGACAGGGGUUCAAUGUGGGGCAAAGCCCAUCGCAAAAUGAAAAGGUAGACCAGUGGAAGAUAUCAGAAAAUGGUCUAGGAUUAAAACAGGGGCAGAUGUCACAAGAUCAAAGGUCAUUACAACAAGGUCAGAUGUUAAAUCAGAGGCAGACAUCACAGGAUCAAAUGUCAGUACCAGAACCUUUGUCACAAGGUCAGUUGGCAGAACAGAUUCAGAUGAAUCGCAUUGCGACAAAAAUGUCUGACAUUAGACUGUCAGGACCACAAAGUAUUGCCCUGUCUGAGACUAACCGAGAUAUCAAUGGCAUUUUACAGGCAUACAGAAGUAGGAAUGUUGACCCAACUAUUGCCUGUGGUGUUGGUCGAAGAAAUUACUACCAGACAAUGGCUACAAACUCUCCAAACCUGGGACAGCAAGGGCUGCAAGCGAUGGUUACAAACUCACCAAACCUGGGACAGCAAGGGUUGCAAGGAAUGGCUACAAACUCACCAAACCUGGGACGGCAAGUGCUGCCAGCAAUGGCUACAAACUCACAAAACCUGGGACUGCAAGGGCUGCAAGCAAUGGCUUCAAACUCACCAAACCUGGGACGACAAGGGCUGCAAGCAAUGGCUUCAAACUCACCAAACCUGGGACGACAAGGGCUGCAAGCAAUGGCUACAAACUCACCUAAUAUGGGACAGCAAGGGCUGCCAACAAAUGUACAGCACCAGAAAAGACAAGGGGAGUGCAGGAGUUUUGAGACUAGCUUGGAAUUUGUAGGAGACAAACAGACAGGACACGACAUAAAGAUGACAAAUGUCUCCUGUCAGAGUAUGACCUCUCCCCACAGUGCAAGGUCUCAACAGACGAAUACCAGCUUGCCGAUAUUGGGGAUGCCGAUGGAGAUGAACUUGUUAUCAAAUGUUGGUGGGAUAUCCCGAGGACCUCAGUCUUUACCUAGCAAUGUGCAAUCAAAGACUGUGGGCUACUUUAUGCCCAACAUCCGACAGGGAGACUGUAAUGACCACUCCAGCAUACAGUCAGAGACAGAUAACAGCAAAAGGAAUGGGGAUGUCUCAAAAGCAGAAUACGACCUGGCAAGAAAGGAGGAUAGAUCCAACAGUAUGAAGAAUUCCACCAAUCAUCGUGGACGUGACGAUGGUGCAUCAGGGGGAACAGACCCGGAGCCUACCAAUGAUGCCAGCGGAGCAGAGAAUCAGGCUGAUAUAUAUGACCUGACUUUGUCCGUGUUUGAGUUUAUUCGCGACCAAUUGGACUGUUCCCAGAUGUAUAACUGGAGGAACCUGGCUGAUCUACAUGGUCUCAACUACCGCCAGAUUCAGGACAUUGAACAAUUAUGGAAGAGCCAUAGAAUCGAAAGCCCCUUUGUGUACUUAAUCCGCACCUUCCAACGGUACACUGUCCAGCAACUUCGAGAUGACCUACAGAGAAUUCCUCGCUGUGAUUUAUUGGAUCGUCUUAAGAAGUGGGAAAUUGAGGGAAAGUUACCUCCAUAUUGUGCUGGUCUUUUUACCAGGCCUUCAUAGCCUGAGAACUUCUUGCACAUCAGAAUUAACCAGUCUUUCUUAUGUAGUUUUUCAGAUAAAGCUGAUUGUAAAUAGCUCUGAUGAGAUUCAGGUCCAUACACAAUGUCCAGAAUUCAUUAGAACUCAGAUUCUUGUGAUUUGAAAAUGCAACUUGAAAUCAGGUUUCCCAUUUCCACUAACCACCAAUCUGGUUUCCUCUUUUCGAGCCAUCAUUGUUCCAUUUUCCAUCAACCACAAAGCUUUUUACGCAUUUUCAAACCAUAUUGUGAUUGUCAAUUCCUUAGAACUGAUUUACCCAACCAGACUGACAAUCAAGAUAUUUACAUUUCAGUAAAUUUGGUUGGAUCAUAGAUACUCCACAUUAUCAUACAUCAUACAAGGAAGAUCUUAAUACAUGAUGUUGUUUACAAAAACAUAAUAUAUAUUUUCUUUUAUCAAGUUUGUCUAUUUUCAUGUUAAUCAUUAUUUAAUAAUGUACAUUGUUAAUGUUCUUAAAUUUUCUGUACAUGUGUUAAAAUACAGAGAAGACCUCGUAAGUUGAAAUAACUAGUGUCUAAUCCUUUUGCUAUUACACUUGGCAAUAAAAUAUGUUUCAACUAAAAUAUCCUUAAUUCUGAACAGAGUUUGAAAAUUUUAUUCAUAGGCUGGUGAAAUGGCAGUACAGAUUUUGAAAAAUUGUGCGAAAAACAGCAGUACAGGAGUUUGAUCAGAGCCCUAACAGUACAGGGGUUUAAUCAGAGCCCUAACAGAACAGGGGUUUGAUCAGAGCCCUAACAGUACAGGGGUUUGAUCAGAGCCCUAACAGUACAGGGGUUUGACCAGAGCUGUAACAG
This is a messenger RNA of Ylistrum balloti, 4211 nucleotides long. RefSeq lists its product as uncharacterized. Lineage: Eukaryota; Metazoa; Mollusca; Bivalvia; Pectinida; Pectinidae. The record is from RefSeq and is a predicted model, not a curated record. The coding region runs from base 187 to 3378 and encodes 1063 amino acids. The transcript is spliced from 9 exons.